AUGGGUCAAUACGACGCUCCCUCAGGCCCACCCCCAAACUACUCCUCCCACCCCGCUCCCGCCGGCGGCGAAGCAGCAAACUACUAUGGCGAUUCCACCCCCGCUGCGCCCCAGAACAGCUACUACCCUCCUCAACAAGGCUAUGCAUCUCCCGCUCCCGACCCAAGCAGAGGAUUCAUGCCACCGCAACAACAGGGCUACCCGCCUCAGCAGGGCUACCCACCUCAAGGAGGUUACCCGCCGCAAGGACAGCCGAUGUAUUAUCAGCAGCAGGGAUACCCUCCACAAGGGUACCAGCAACAGCAGCAACAUAGCAGUGGCGCUGGUGGUGGUAUCUGUGCUGGUGUGUUGAGUGCUUUGGCUUGCUGCUGUUGUUUGGAUAUCUUGUUCUAG
Messenger RNA from Aureobasidium pullulans EXF-150, 393 nucleotides. RefSeq lists its product as uncharacterized. The coding region runs from base 1 to 393 and encodes 130 amino acids. The record is from RefSeq and is a predicted model, not a curated record. Lineage: Eukaryota; Fungi; Ascomycota; Dothideomycetes; Dothideales; Saccotheciaceae. The transcript is spliced from 2 exons.